AUGCAGAAUAAACUAUACGAAGAUUCUCAAAGGAUCAGUUCUUCAAAUUCUUCUGAUUUCGAAUUCAGUUCAAGUUCUUCUGAAUCUAAUGAUGAAUUGUCAUCGAGUAGUGAAGAUUCAGAUACUGAAGAUAAUAACAAUGAUAAAAAUGAUACACUUUGGCUUACUGCGCCCUUGUACGAAAAUUCAGAAGUGACUUGCGGUGAAGCUAUUUCAAAAAUUUUAGAAUAUCAGUUAUCAAACGCUCACACUAAAGCAUCUUUAGAGGAGUUACUGAAACUCUUAUUAUUACUCCUACCAGAUUCAUCAAAUUUGCCAAAAACAAAGUAUUUCUUAUAUAAACACUUAAGCACAAUUCUUCCAGAAGGUUCAGAACCAGUGUUAAAACAUAGAUUUUGUAACGAUUGUUUAGAAUAUUUGGGAACAUGGGACGUGAGGAUUUCUACUUGUCAUGUAUGCAAAUCCAAAAGGAUAAAGGGCAUGUUUUUAGAAUACAGUAUUAGUUCAAUUAUAAAAGAGGCUUUUGAAACGAAAAAUCUUGCUAAACUUAUUGACGAGUAUCAGGAGGAAUGUGAACUUAGGGAUGAUAACUAUAUAUAUGAUAUAAAUUCUGGUUCUGAAUAUAAGAAAUUGAAAGUAGGGAAAUAUGAUAUCGUUUUGACAUGGUUCACUGAUGGUAUCCAAACUGCAAAAAGUGACAAGUUUAGUUUAUAUCCAAUCCAGGCUCAAAUUGUAAAUAUUCAUCCAAAACAUAGAAGAAAUUUUCAGUUUACAUGCGGUUUAUACUACACGAAAACGAAUGAUGGAGAUAAGCCUAACAUGAAUACUUUUCUGACACCAUUUUCUGGACAAAUGCAAGAUAUGUACAUAAAUGAAGUUGAAUGGUUUCAUGCAGAAUCAGGUGUUAUAAAAAAAAGUAAAGUUGUUGCUCCAAUUGCGACUAUGGAUGCACCAGCUAAAGCUGAAGUUUUAAAUUUGAUGCACCACAAUGGAGAAUAUGGGUGUCCUACUUGUGAACAUCCCGGUGAAACUGCUAAAAAAGGAAAGGGCAUAAAUCAUGUAUUUCCACCUUUGGCUGAAGAUGCUCCUAACCGUACUCACGACAACAUUGUUGAAAAUGGAAAAAAAGCGAAGAGAGAAGAUUUAAAACACUCAAAAGGCAUAAAGGGACCAACUGUCACUGAAAAAAUUCCACAUUUUAAUUUGUCAACCAGUCUUGUUCCAGACUAUAUGCACAUAGUUGUCAUAGGAGUUUUUAAACUGCUGCUAAUGCUUUGGUUUUGUACGACUAACAAAAACGAAGAAUUCUAUGUUAACAAGAAAAUGAGGGAUGACGUCGAACAAGAAAUAAACCGCAUCUUUCCAACUGAUGACAUUACUAGAACACCUCGUCCACUUUCCAAAUCAAAGUUUUGGAAAGCUUCAGAGAAGAGAGCAAUGCUGUUGCUGUAUUUUCCUGUAAUAUUACAAGGAAUUUUAAAGGAGAAGUAUUACCAACACUUCUUACUGCUUGUGCGUGCAAUGCACAUUUUAUUGCAAGAAAAAAUUCAUCCGAUGGAAAUAAACUUAGCGGAAACACUUUUAUACUUAUUUGUCUCUGAUUUUCCAAAAUUAUAUGGUCUCAAUAAUUGUACUUAUAAUGUACAUAUGUUAUUGCAUUUGGCUCAAGCAGUAAGAAAUUGGGGCCCAUUGUGGGCCUGGUCAGCUUUCCCCUUUGAAGACGAAAAUGGAUAUUUAGUCAAAAUGGUUCAUGGUCCAGGUAAAGUUGAAGUAGAAUUGUUCAAUACAAUGAAAUUAAUCCAUGCUUCAAAAGUGUUAAAAACUUAUUUUGAAAAAAGUUGCAAAACUGAACGUCAUGGAAUAACAAAUGCGAUUGCCCUCGGACGACCAAUGUAUGUGAAACUGGAAGAAGAACAUUUAUUAGCUUUGAAAAACGGAGUCUCAGAGAAUUUAGAUGUUGAAAAUUUAAAUGCUUUGAUUUAUUCCAGAGCUAAAAUUGGAAAAAAUGUUUUCACCUCAUCUUUAUAUCAACGACAAAAAAAACGAAAUAAUGCAAACAUUUAUUGGAAUAAUCAAACUUCUUAUGGGUCAAUUAAAUUUUUUAUUAAAAUUAACGGUGAAAUAUUCGUCAUGGUACAAAAAUCCAUUCGUGCAGAUUGUAAUACAAUAAUUCACAAAGAAACGGGAAUAAAAUUUCACAAAUACAUUGUACCUAUCCGCGAAACAUAUACAUUAAUUGUCAUUCCAAUCAAACUAAUAGAAGGGAAAUUUACUAAAAUUCAAGGUUAUGCAACUAUUUAUCCAAACACAUUUGAAAAAAAAUAG
Leptopilina boulardi is the source of this 2325-nucleotide messenger RNA. RefSeq lists its product as uncharacterized. The coding region runs from base 1 to 2325 and encodes 774 amino acids. The transcript has a single exon. Lineage: Eukaryota; Metazoa; Arthropoda; Insecta; Hymenoptera; Figitidae. The record is from RefSeq and is a predicted model, not a curated record.